Messenger RNA from Endocarpon pusillum Z07020, 1674 nucleotides. RefSeq lists its product as uncharacterized. The transcript is spliced from 6 exons. Gene Ontology annotation, molecular function: transmembrane transporter activity. NCBI's taxonomy places the organism in Eukaryota, Fungi, Ascomycota, Eurotiomycetes, Verrucariales, Verrucariaceae. Bases 1 to 1674 code for a protein of 557 amino acids. Gene Ontology annotation, biological process: transmembrane transport. The record is from RefSeq and is a predicted model, not a curated record.
AUGGUCGCGGACCGAGCCUCGCGAGCAAACUCGCAUAGCUCUGCCUCUAGGAGGCCGAUAGAGGAUGAGAAACACUCUUCAUCUUCUGAUAUGCCCCCCGCAUUGACUGACAGUCUCAAUGCCGCCGUAGAGGCAAAGGACUAUCCUUCACCCUUCAUACGCUGGGCCAUCGUGAUCGCGUUGCUGCUUGGAGAGUUUCUGAUUGCUCUUGAUCUGACCAUUGUCGCUACGGCGAUACCACGCAUCACUGACGAGUUCAAAUCCAUUGCAGACGUCGGGUGGUAUGGCUCCGCCUUUUUUCUCACUUUUGCUGCCUAUCAGUCGGCGUGGGGCAAAGUCUAUAAGUACUUCGAUAUGCGGAAUGCCUUCUUUGCUUCCGUUGUCGUGUUUGUGAUUGGGUCUAUCAUUUGUGCCGCAGCACCCAAGAGCGCAGCUCUUAUUAUCGGACGAGCCAUCACGGGAGUGGGCGCAGCCGGUGUUACGAAUGGCGUCUAUACCAUCAUCGCAUGUAUUGUCCCGCCGCGGCAAGUGGCAAUGUAUUUCGCAUUUGUUGGCGUGGUCUUCAGCAUCGCCAGUGUUGCCGGCCCUUUGCUCGGAGGCAUCUUCACCGAGAAAUUGACCUGGCGUUGGUGUUUCUGGAUCAACUUGCCUGUUGGAGCGGCGUCUCUUGGGGUCGUACUCUUCUUUUUCCGCACGCCUAAGUUAAUGAAGGCAGCCGAAGCGACGCUGAAGGAGAAACUCUUGCAGAUGGACCUGCAAGGCACGGUCUUGAUCGUUGCAUCGCUUGUUUGCUAUAUGCUUGCAAUGCAAUGGGGCGGGAUCUCGCUACCAUGGAACUCAGCAACUAUCAUAGGGCUGCUUGUGGGGUGGAUAGUCUUGGGGAUCUGCUUCGUGAUCGAUCAGUGGCUACUAGGGGAUCGCGCUCAAAUCGUCACCCGUAUCAUCAAAGACCGUACUGUGGCUGGGCUCUCGGCUUUUAUAUUAUUCCUCAACGCCACCACUUUCCUCUUGAUUUACUACUUGCCCAUAUAUUUUCAGGCGAUCGACGAUCUGUCGCCUUCCGCGAGCGGAGUUCGAAGUCUCCCUUUGAUUCUUGCUAUGUCAAUCGCCUUACUGGCCAGCUCAGCUCUUGUCAGUUGGAUCGGAUACUUUCAUCCACUCCUUCUGGUUGGCAGCGUCCUCCUGACCGUUGGCGCUGGGUUGAUAUUCACUCUGGAUAUUGGCUCUUCGACCGGAGAGCAUAUCGGAUACCAAAUCCUUGUCGGCGCUGGCAACGGAAUCAGCAGUCAAAUCCCUAUAAUCGCAAGCCUGGCUUUUGCUGCACCUGAGGACAUUGCCGUAACUACAGCACUAGUCUUAUUCUUUCAACUUAUCUCUGGAGCGCUCUCUGUUUCGCUCGCGCAGACCCUUUUCACGAACACCCUGCUCUCCAAGCUUCCCCUGUAUGCUCCAACAGUUGAUCCUGCUGUCGUGAUUGCUGUUGGUGCCUCUGAACUACGCAAAGCUUUUGCACCAGACGUAUUACCAGGAGUCCUACAGGCUUAUAUGGCUGGCUUGAAGGCUUCGUGGGAGGCGGGAAUUGUUCUGGCCGGCUUGGCCUUGCUUGCAGCGCUGGUGCCCAGAUGGGAGAGCAUACAGAACAGACCUACGAGCUCUGGAGGCACCGUCGCUUGA